This is a messenger RNA of Trichoderma harzianum CBS 226.95, 738 nucleotides long. RefSeq lists its product as hypothetical. Lineage: Eukaryota; Fungi; Ascomycota; Sordariomycetes; Hypocreales; Hypocreaceae. Bases 1 to 738 code for a protein of 245 amino acids. The record is from RefSeq and is a predicted model, not a curated record. The transcript has 2 exons.
AUGGAAUACUGCAGUACCUGCACAGGCAGCCUUGCCUCGUCGCCUCCAUAUUCGCAAGACGCCGCAUCUUUCCCGCAAGACCGGAGAGUAGAGUGCUGUUCCCGAGUUAUCUGCGCAAAGUUAUCAAGCACGCCCUCGCCGUUACCUCAAGGCCUUCGGGAUCCUCCUCUGUACACCUCGGUCCCAAGUUUGGGGUCCAGAUCCAUCCCGGCUUCUGCUCCCCCGCCACCGUACAAAUCCGUAGAUGAUGCGCCACCAGCCAAGAGCAACAAAAGCAGCACGCCCGAGUUCGAUGAGAAAGCCGCCCUAGACGACACCCUCCAUUUCCUGGACCAUGACCACGACACUGUCCAGUCGCUGUCGCUGCGGUAUGGCGUGCCACCCGCGGCGUUGCGACGGCGAAACAACCUCACAAGUGAUCACCUGCUAGUCGGCCGAAAGACGAUCUUGAUUCCCGGCGAGUUUUACAAGGGCGGCGUCAGCCUGUCGCCUCGGCCGGUCGAGGGCGAGGAAGAGGAGCUGAGAAAGGGAAAAAUCCGGCGCUUCAUGACACUUUGCAAAGUUGCCGACUAUGAUUACGCUCUGUUGUAUAUGGAGCAGGCCGGUUAUGAUAUCGAUGCCGCCAUCGUCGCUUACAUGGAUGAUGAAGUCUGGGAGAGGACUCAUCCAAACCGGCGAGAGAGGAAUGCCGAGGCCAACAAGGUCAAGAGUCGUGGAUUGUUUUGGAGGGGCCUGUAA